CCUCCUCGUCCAGCCUCCGCCGAGGGUAGAACGAGAGGAAGCGGCGGCGGCAGCAGCAGCAAGCCGGAGGAAGGGUAGAGCCCUGGCAGGCCUUCCCCAUGGGGCGGUUUCUGUGUGUCCACCCGCCCAGCCUUCCCACCCCGAGGGGUCCCGGCUUUUCCGCGCCCUCGCCCUCCCCGCCACCUUCCUCCCGGCCUCGGGACCCGGGGACUCGGGGGGGACCGGACGGCCGGACCUGUCCCCCAGCCAUGACCCCGGGCCCUACCCCGGCCCCGACCCCGACCCCGACCCCGGUCGGAGGGGAUCGGGUUAACAUCGCCCGCAACGGGGAGAUGACGUCGGCCACCAAGGUGUACUACAGCCAGACGACGCAGACGGACAGCCGCCCCUUGCUGGCCCCGGGCCCCCGGCGGCGCCGCGUGCUGACCAAGGAUGGCCGCAGCAACGUCCGGCUGGAGCACAUCGCCGACAAGCGCCUCCUCUACCUCAAGGACCUGUGGACCACCUUCAUCGACAUGCAGUGGCGCUACAAGCUGCUGCUCUUCUCCGCCACCUUCGCGGGCACGUGGUUCCUCUUCGGCCUGGCCUGGUACCUGGUGGCGGCCAUCCACGGCGACCUGCUGGAGCCCCCGGGGGUGGCCGCCAACCACACGCCGUGCGUGGUCCAGGUCCACACGCUGACCGGCGCCUUCCUCUUCUCCCUGGAGUCGCAGACGACCAUCGGCUACGGCUUCCGCUACAUCAGCGAGGAGUGCCCGCUGGCCAUCGUCCUGCUCAUCGCCCAGCUGGUGCUCACCACCCUGCUGGAGAUCUUCAUCACGGGCACCUUCCUGGCCAAGCUGGCGCGGCCCAAGAAGCGGGCGGGCACCAUCCGGUUCAGCCGGCACGCCGUGGUGGCGGCCCACGCCGGGCGGCCCCGCCUCAUGGUCCGCGUGGCCAACAUGCGCCGCAGCCUGCUCAUCGGCUGCCACGUGGCCGGCAAGCUGCUGCGGACCCGCCCGGCCCGGGACGGCGACCGCCGGCUGCGGCUGGACCAGGUCAACGUGGCCUUCCGGGUGGACACGGCCUCGGACAGCCCCUUCCUCUUGCUGCCCCUCACCUUCUACCACGAGCUGGACGAGGCCAGCCCGCUGCGGGAUCUGGGCCUGCAGGGCGGGGGUGGGGGUGACUUCGAGCUGGUCUUGAUCCUCAGCGGCACCGUGGAGUCCACCAGCGCGGCCUGUCAGGUGCGGACCUCCUACCUGCCUGAGGAGAUCCUGUGGGGCUACGAGUUCGCCCCCGCCAUCUCCCUGUCGCCCGGCGGCAAGUACGUGGCUGACUUCAGCCUCUUCGACCAGGUGGUCCCGGCGCCUGGGGCUGGGGGGACCCUCUCCCUCCGGCCCGGGUCGGCCCACGACGGCGAUCCCGAGAAGCUGCGGCUGGAGGAGUCCUUCCGCAGACUGGAGGAGGAGGAGAGGGACGGGGAGGGGGUACCCCUCAGCGUCCGCAUCAGCAACGUCUGAGCCCCCCGGCUCCACGCCGGGCCCCGCCGUCCCUCCGCUCCACCGCCUUCAACCCUCGGCACCGGGAUGCCCUCCCUGCGCCCUCCUGCCAUCGCCCGCUGCCUUCACCCCUUUGCGUCCUGAUUGUCCCUCUUCCCUCCCCUGAAUCCCCACAACACACUCACCUUGGGUCCCCCAAUCCACCUGCCCCUUGCUCCCCUGACCCUUUCUACCCUCUCCAUUGCUCCCCAUUUCCUGUCCCUCACACUCCCUCGCCUCCCCCAUGCUCCAGCUCCUCGCUGGAAAACUGUCCCAAGUCACCUUCCAGACUGUGUGACCACCCUCUCCCCAACCACCGUGUAGCCAAGCGCCCCCGGGUGUUUUCCAGAGCAGCUUGGAGGGCAAGGCCCCUUCCCCUCCACCCUCCCCCUAGCACCCCCAACCCUGGCUUGGACCGGGCCCUCGGAUAUGCCCCGCCGACAGGGGCUCUUGCCUGUCCCUCGCCGGGGCUGGAGGGCACCAGGGUGGCCUUGAAUGAAGCCAUUUCCUCCCCAGCUCCCCAGGACCCCCGGCGGGCCCCCCCGCAGUCUGGACCCUCUGAAACUGGCUUCCUGCUCCACCCCAUCCUGGGGGAGGCCCGAGGCUCUCAGAGGCCAGAGAUGGAGGCAUUCCCUCCUUCCUCUGGUGUUGGGCUGCAGGGUGGGCCUCCUUGCACCCCAGUGGGGAUAUGGGGGGCAUCUGGGGAUCCAGCCUCCAACUGUCAGGGGGUAGUGACCCCUGAGGGUGGGGCAGUGGGGAAACGGGGUGGGGGGAGGCAUAGAGAUCUAGCCGGGUGGCAGGGAGUUACAGAGAGGUGUGUGUACAUAGGAUGUGCCCAUGUGUGGGCACACAAAUACCAGGCCUGAGACUUUUCAGGCACCCAACGGUGGCUGUCAGGGAGUUCAGGGUCCACAGUGGGACCAGGCCGAGGGGACCGGACAGAUGGAUAGGUCCGGGAGGACCAAGGGGAAGACAAGGAGAGGAGCGGAGCUGCUUUGCCCUUUAAGCUGGGUAACUGCCUGGCCUGGGCUUGGUUCCUUCCCUGUCCAGAACUCCAAAGUUGCACUUUACAAACCACAUAUCCACACCCCCCGUCUCUGGAGAUGGUGUGUGGGUGGGGGAGGGUGGUGGGGGAUGUCCAUGAGGGACUGGGGGGCUGGUUCCGCCCUCCCCAUUGUGGUCAGCACCUCCAAACGCAACCAGCUCUGGGGUGAAAUAAUAGUAAUAAUAAUAAUAAUAAUAAUAACUGUAGCAUUUGUUAAGCACUUAUGUGCCAUGGACUGUUCUG
Molecule: messenger RNA, 2808 nt
Organism: Ornithorhynchus anatinus (platypus)
Lineage: Eukaryota; Metazoa; Chordata; Mammalia; Monotremata; Ornithorhynchidae
Gene: KCNJ10
Product: potassium inwardly rectifying channel subfamily J member 10
Exons: 2
Coding region: 99-1502 (467 amino acids)
Biological process (GO): potassium ion import across plasma membrane; regulation of monoatomic ion transmembrane transport
Cellular component (GO): plasma membrane
Molecular function (GO): inward rectifier potassium channel activity
Source: RefSeq, a predicted model, not a curated record